AUGUCGGAAGACUUGGGAAAGAGCCGUCAUGGCAUCCCUGACGUGGUUAUGGUGCAGAUUGACAAGUAUGUCGACUCACUGGCCCCCGAGAUCCAACCGCGCAUCACCAGAGAAAUCGAUGAGUUUCAGACCAAGACCAUCGAUAGUCUCGAAGACCUGGUCGUUGACGCUUUCCGGUCCCUCUUCAACAAGAAGGACGCGUCGGGCCCCAACUCGAGAUCCCUGGGCGAUGCUCCCCCGGACGCUUACGGCAUUGGAUCCUUGCCGUUUGCAAACGAGAUUGUCUCACUCACACAAUCCUUCUCCAAGGUUGCCGACGGCGCCACGGAUGACAUUCGAGAGAUUUUCAACCUGACCGAGUCCGGCGGCGGUGGGCAGGAUGGCAGCAGAGGAAUGGGCGGCGGCGAUAGGGAUCGUAGCGGGAGUGACAUGUUCAGCCAGGGUGCUAGGGGAUUCCUGAGCGCCGCGGUUGGCGCCAUCAAGGAGCACCACAGCAACUCUCAGGGCGGCGGCGGCGGUGGAGACAGGAUCAGGCUGGACGGCGUCCUUGGUAUCUUGAGUGAUGCCAUCAAGGACACGUCUCGUGACCCGGACGGCAAGGCGCGCAUGAUCAGUCCCGAGAUCAAGGAAAAGCUGGGCGUCGUGCUGAGGGAGCAACACGCACCGCUGGCGGAGCAGUUUACUCGCAUCGCACUGGAAAAGAUCAAGAGGUGGCUGCGUGGUAACACCACUACGCGAGACCUGGGAGAUGGUGUCAAGGGCGAGCUCAAAGACGAGAUCCAGGGGCUGGUCAAGGGAGUUGCGGGUCUUUUCGGCAAGAAAUCGCACUCGGAUGAGAGGUCGCGUGAUGGAUCCGGUGGAAGCGAGGACGGUGGCAGUGGUGGUUUCUCUGGCAUGAUAAGCAACAAGCUCAGCACCGGUCUUGCAAAAGUACACCGAGAGGUCCGAAUCGAGUUCCGCAAGAUCCUGGGUAUCAUUGAGAAAAACCUCUGGGAGGCCCUUCCUGACCAGGUUCAGGGUCCUCUUGAGAAGAUUCUGGGUGGUAACCCUUUCGACUCAAGCCUGGACUCGCAAGCCUCUUCGUCUCGCGGCUUCGGUGAUGAUAUCAAGGCCAAGCUGGUGAAAAAGAUCCGUGACUUGGUGCGCAAGGUUCAGGACAGUCUUCGUCAGAGUGUUCUUGCAGUCGUCAACGGCGGCCACCGCAAGUUCGAGAAGGCAAGUUGGGUCUUUGUUCAAGAGAACGUUGAAGUAAGGGUGCGGAAGUAUCUGCCCGAUGUGCGAAUCAGCGUUCCAGAUGAUAUCGGAAACGAGGGUGUUAGUGUGGGCACACCACAGACUCCGGCGCCCAUGCAGCAAGGCGGAAACAACAACAACAACAACAGUGGCCCGCCACCUUCCCACCAACAACAGUACUCUAGCCCUAGCGGCAACAAUCCUAAUUGGCAGGGCUCACAACAAUAUCAGUCGUCACAGGACGCCUACUACGGCGCUCCGCCACCACAAAACUACUCAGGCGGGCAGUCUUCGCAUCAGCCGCCGUACAACCAAUACCCCCAUCAGGGCCAACAGCACCAUGAUCAGUACCAGUCUCAAAACCCUCGAUACUAG
Molecule: messenger RNA, 1608 nt
Organism: Pyricularia grisea
Lineage: Eukaryota; Fungi; Ascomycota; Sordariomycetes; Magnaporthales; Pyriculariaceae
Exons: 1
Coding region: 1-1608 (535 amino acids)
Source: RefSeq, a predicted model, not a curated record